AUGUGGAUUGAGAACUGGCUGAAUGACCAGUCUCAGAGGGAUGUGACUGGUGGUUUGCAAUGCGGUAGUGACAUUUAUUACCACCACCGACCCCCUCACCACCCCCAUUUUCGCUUGUCCCGUUGUUCCACCCGCGGGCCGCCUCGCCAGGUGGCUGCAAGAUGGCUGACGGGUGAGCUGAGGGAGCGCACCUCGCCCUGCGGUGGGGCGAGGGGUGUCUGCUGCCGGGGGGGAAGCCGACAGGCACGGCGGGGCACCCUGCGGCUGCCGACGCCUGCGGACGCGGCACCCCGGGAAGAGCCUGCCCCGAAGGAGGCCGCGGCCAGGCCCGGCGGCCCCGGCCCGUGUUGCCGUGGCGACGCGGCGGCCGCCCCGGCGGGGAGGGCCCGGCGGCGGCGGCUUUUCCUGCGCCAAGUGCUGCCAGAGGGGGCAGAGCUGAGCCGGGCAGGGCCGCGCCGCGCCGAGCAGAGCAGCUCCGCACCCCGCGCCGCACCGGUCUCCGGCCCCGGCGGGAACCCGCCGCCGCCGCCGCCCCGGACCGAAACUUACAAUCCAGAUACGUUGGUGCCCUGCUCUGGUUCUUCAAAACUAAUGGAGAGCCUGAAGAAAAUAGCUUGGAUACUGAAGUGAUAAGCGCUACAGAAAUGCCAGACACUAUAUAAACAACUAAACUCAGCCUCCAGCCCUUCCUGAAAGAGGGAUGAUUUGCAGAAAUACCUCAACAGAUGGUCUGAAUUUGGCUCUGGAAAGGAGGGAAGAAAUGCCAGGCCGCUGCUGCACUGUGUGUGGGUGCAUGCCUGCGUGCACUGUGCAGUGUGCUGCUUGCCUGCAUGCUCCUGGGGAGGCUGAGCAGGCUGCUCCUGCAGCCCCUGCCUGCUCAGGAGGCAUCUGUGCACCGCUGACUCAGUCUCUGUGGCUCCUGCCAGGUCCCUGGUGUUGAGCAAGCUCCUGCUUCUGCUGUGGGGAGGUUUGGCUUACUGGGCUGCUCUUGUGGAGGUGAGCUGUGGUUACUUUUGCAGAGACACUGGGUAAGGUGUCAGAUCACACUGUGGUCUUCAGGCAAUCAGGUGGUCUCUUGCGCUGACACCUCUACCUCAUUACCUGUGACAGUGUAAAUUGAGGUGAUCUGGUGGUGGAAGCAAACGGAUCAGCUGUGGCAAAGGGCUAUUUGGACACACCUAUGCAUAUAUAUGAGCUGACAAACUUGCUGUUAGCCUGAGAGGGCAUGAAAUGAGAGAGGCUUUACAUGGUCAUGGCCAGGGACUCUAAAGAACAACAGCAGAGCUGGCUGCUGUGGGUAACCUCCUCUCUCCUGAUGAGGUUCUGCUCAUGCAGGGGAAG
This is a messenger RNA of Pezoporus flaviventris, 1341 nucleotides long. RefSeq lists its product as uncharacterized. The transcript has 3 exons. Bases 1 to 630 code for a protein of 209 amino acids. The record is from RefSeq and is a predicted model, not a curated record. NCBI's taxonomy places the organism in Eukaryota, Metazoa, Chordata, Aves, Psittaciformes, Psittacidae.